Messenger RNA from Miscanthus lutarioriparius, 1608 nucleotides. Lineage: Eukaryota; Viridiplantae; Streptophyta; Magnoliopsida; Poales; Poaceae. The record is from the annotation of a GenBank genome assembly.
AUGGCUCUCUUCCUCAAGCCCAAGCACCACCUCUCCGCCACCGGCCGCAUCGUCUUUCUGCGCCAUCUCUGCGAGGGCGCACCGAGCCCGCCGGCCCAAACGGACACGGAACCCUCGCCCCCGCCCCUGACCCGCGACGACACCAAGCUCCUGGACGCCCUGCACGCGGCGCUCCUCGACCACCGCCGCGCCAACCCGACCGCCGAGCUCCCGGUAUCCCCGCCGUUCGACCCGCUCCCGUCCCUCUCUUCCGCCAUCUCCGACCUGCUGCCUUCCCCGCCUCCGCCUCACCUCCCGCUCCACCUCCUCCGCCGCCUCCUCGCGCUCCGCCGCGGCGUCCCGCUCCCCGAGGCCGUCGCCUUCUUCCACCACAUCGCCACUUCCCUUCCCGCCGACUCCCUCCCCGAUCUCUACGCCUCCAUGAUAGACCUGCUCGCCAAGCACCACCAUUUCCAGCUCGCGCGCCACCUGCUCGACGAAAUGAGGGAGCGGGCCGUCCCCAUCUCAUCGCGGCUCAUCCUGGCCUUGAUCCGCCGCUAUGUCCGAGCGAAGAUGCCAUCGGAGGCCGCAGACCUGUUCCGCAGCAUGGAGGAGUACGGCGCCGGGGCUCCGGAGCCUGCCACACUGGCAUCCCUCCUGGCUGCUCUCUCCAAGAAGCGCCUUGCCAGUGAGGCGCAGGCGCUGUUCGACAGUUGCAGUACUGUCUUCACACCGGAUGUUGUGCUCUACACAGCCGUGGUCCACGCGUGGUGCCGCGCCGGGAGGCUCGAUGAGGCGGAGCGCGUGUUCGCCGAAAUGCAGCAGGCAGGGAUCAUGCCGAAUGUGUAUACUUACACUGCUGUGAUUGAUGCAAUGUAUCGUGCGGGGCAGGUUCCCCGUGCGCAGGAGCUCCUGUGCCAGAUGAUCGAUUCUGGGUGCCCCCCAAACACAGCGACGUUCAAUGCUAUCAUGCGGGCGCAUGUCAAGGCUGGCCGUUCUGAGCAGGUGCUGCAGGUGCAUAACCAGAUGCACCAGCUUCGGUGUGAGCCAGACAUUAUCACAUACAAUUUCUUGAUCGAGACUCAUUGUGGGAAGGGGCAGGGCAAUCUUGAUGCAGCGCUGAAGGUGCUUGACAAAAUGACAGCAAAAAAGUGUAUUCCUGACUGCCACACGUUCAAUCCCAUGUUCAGGCUGUUACUUGUGCUUGGCAACAUAGGUGCUGCACAUAAGUUGUAUGAGAAAAUGAGGGAGCUGCAAUGCAGGCCAAAUGUCGUGACAUAUAACUGCCUUCUAAGGUUGUUCAAUAAGGAGAAGUCAAUGGAUAUGGUUCUAAGGAUGAAGAAGAACAUGGAUGCGGAAGGAAUAGAGCCAAACAUGCACACCUAUGCGGCUCUGAUCGAGGCAUUCUGUGGGAGGGGAAACUGGAAGCGUGCACAUGCUACGCUAAAGGAAAUGAUCGAGGAGAAAUCCUUUAAACCUUCAAAGCAGGUGCGUGAUAUGGUAUUGGUCCUUUUGAGAAAGGCUGGACAGCUCAAGAAGCACGAAGAUCUUGUUGAACUGAUGGUUGAUCGGGGUUUUAUUAGCCACCCUGCUAAUGAUGCAUUGUGGAGCACACUAUCUGCUUGCUGA